This is a messenger RNA of Trichoderma virens Gv29-8, 1778 nucleotides long. RefSeq lists its product as uncharacterized. The coding region runs from base 39 to 1778 and encodes 579 amino acids. Gene Ontology annotation, biological process: transmembrane transport; monoatomic cation transport. Gene Ontology annotation, cellular component: membrane. The transcript has 5 exons. The record is from RefSeq and is a predicted model, not a curated record. Gene Ontology annotation, molecular function: monoatomic cation transmembrane transporter activity. Lineage: Eukaryota; Fungi; Ascomycota; Sordariomycetes; Hypocreales; Hypocreaceae.
AUCGGGACGGCGCGGGUUUUUGCACAAAGUCUUAGAAAAUGACCUCGCCAAACCGGCCUUGGCUUAGCCAUGACGAUAGUUACUACCACUCUUCCCUGCAUACCCGCACAAAUACCCUGACAUCACUGAUCCGGACUCGAUCUCAACAAAGCCUAACAGGCCUGCGGUCAGCAGCUCCAACACCGCGCCAUCUCGUAGAGGACGAAGAGACAGGGUCCAUGCGCAAUGCACGGAUGCGUAAUGAAGAUGAAGAGAUCGAGAGGCUCUUGCGAGAUGAGCAUCGACUGUCUCAAAUCCUCCUUGGCCCGCAGGCGCGGAGCUUGAAGCUCAUUGGGAGAAGUAACCCACGAUAUCGUUGGGAGCGGUAUUGGAAGACGAAGGAGCAGCUCAAUGGCAUGAAGAAGCCUAUACGUGAAUACUAUCAGAGAACGAACUCCUUGAUCCAGCAGUACAUGUACAUUGACUGUCUUCUCGACUCAUCGAUCCCCCAUGAGCUCUUGAACGAAUACGCAGACGAACUUGAGGCUUCGGCUUUCCGGCCUGUUGAUGUCCCUGAUACUAUUACGGAAGAAACCCCCCAAGCCUCAUACCAGACUCAGUCAUACCUGAACCAGAUCGCCGGGUCGUACGGCUCGAUUAACAAUCUUGCUAGCGGACACAAUAGCAGCUCGUCAUCUACACUCAAAGCGGCACUACCUCAAAGGCGAACCCCGAAAGAUAUAUUUCGCUCUUCGGAGAACUUGCCUCUAUUGCAGCACCAGGACGAUGAGGCUGUUGAGCCGCGCUCGCGGCCGCAAUCUCCCCUACCAGUAAUUUUGCCCAAGGAAACUGGCCCGCAGCCGAAUCUUCCCUGGUUGGAAGAUGCCGAUUUAGACCACGACGACCCUAUUGUAGCUCUGGCCAUUUGGAUCAACCUCAUUGCAAACGUCAUUCUCCUGGCAGGUAAAAUUGCCGUCAUCAUCUCAGUCCCGUCCAUGUCCGUUCUUGCGGCUCUAGUUGAUGCAGUUCUCGAUUUGCUGAGUACUGCCAUCGUUUGGACCACAACACGACUGAUUUCGGCAAGCCAGCGGGAUCAACAUAACUAUCCCAUUGGGCGAUCACGGCUGGAACCCCUUGGAGUGCUGGUUUUCUCUGUCAUUAUGGUGACCUCCUUCUGUCAAGUCAGCCUGGAAUGUAUCCAGCGACUUGCUGGGCCAGACCACCAAGUCCUCCAAUUGGGCUUGCCAGCCAUCGUUAUAAUGAUAUCGACUAUUGUAAUCAAGGGUGGCUGUUGGCUGUGGUGCCGGCUCGUCAAAAAUUCCAGUGUCCGAGCCUUAGCUGACGAUGCAAUCACGGACGUCGUUUUUAACAUCGGCUCCAUCUUGUUUCCCUUGGUUGGCUUCUAUGGCCGAAUCUGGUGGCUUGACGCUUCCGGUGGUCUUCUCCUCUCCCUCGUUGUCAUCACCAUCUGGAGCCGCACCUCGGCUCAACACAUCCGCAAUCUAACCGGCUUCUCUGCCCAGCCUGAUGAGCGAAACCUGCUUCUCUAUCUCACCAUGCGCUUUGCCACCGCCAUUCGCCAGAUCCAGAACCUGCGCGCGUAUCACGCGGGCGACAAGCUCUUCGUUGAGGUGGAUAUUGUGCUCUCAGCUAUCACGCCGCUCAAGGAUAGCCAUGACUUGAGUGAGGUGCUGACCUAUUUCCUCGAGUCGGUGCCCAUCGUAGACAGGGCGUUUGUCCACGUAGAUUACCUGAGUUAUAAUGCGCCCACACAUAUGCUCAAGCAGCCUGCUUCAUGA